CACACCACUCUUCCACAUACCACUCUAUAACCCCUGCAGUUUAGUUGGAUAAGGAGCCCGAAACAGUCGCUAAGCGCAUCCCGUUGUUCCAGUUUCGUCGACUGCACGAGAGUUUGGGGGGGGUUUAUUCUCUGGUCUGCAAUGGCACACACGUGCGUGUCGACAUCGGCUUCAUCCCUCAGAUUCAACUCCCUUCUCUUCUCCCCAAACCCUAGUUCCUCUUUCGAAUCCCAGAGCCUCUGUCUUCCUUUAGAGCCCCUCCGUUCCAGGAAACUAAAGAAGCUAGUCAGUAAUCAGAAGAAAGUGAGGAACUCAACAGCUAAGGCUGUCUACACCAGUAACUUGUGGAUGCCAGAGAGUUCUCAUCAAGGAAUUUGGUCCAUUAGGGAUGACUUGCAAAUCCCGUCUUCCCCUUACUUCCCUGCAUAUGCGCAAGGGCAAGGGCCACCCCCAAUGGUGCAAGAACGCUUCCAGAGUGUUAUUAGUCAGCUUUUCCAACAUAGAAUAAUACGCUGUGGUGGAGCUGUUGAUGAUGAUAUGGCCAAUAUUAUUGUCGCUCAGCUCCUUUAUCUUGAUGCUGUUGAUCCUAAUAAGGAUAUUGUCAUGUAUGUAAAUUCUCCUGGUGGGUCCGUUACUGCAGGUAUGGCUGUAUUUGAUACAAUGAGGCAUAUACGCCCUGAUGUCUCCACAGUCUGUGUUGGACUCGCUGCUAGGCAAAUGAAAUGCUGCAUCAUAAGGCAAACUUGAAUAGUUAUCUAGCCUACCACACGGGACAAAGUCUCGAAAGGAUCAAUCAGGACACAGACCGUGAUUUCUUCAUGAGUGCCAAAGAAGCCAAAGAAUAUGGGCUUAUUGAUGGAGUCAUCAUGAACCCUCUGAAAGCUCUUCAACCAUUGACAGCUUCAGAAGAAGAUAACGCUCAGCCUGUCGCAUAACCUUCUUCUGUGGCUGUUAAGAUCGGUGACGUGCCUGUUUAAUGCGGUAGAAAAGAGAGUGAUCAAUAUACUGCUGAAAAGUGGAUAACCAUUAUGUAUCAUAGCUGAAGAAAUUUUUUGGCGUUAGUGCCCUGGUCAAACCAAAGUUCUGAGACAUAGGUUUUGUUUUUUUUUUUUACUCCUUUUGGUACUUCAGUUGAUAAAUCUAUUUAUCAUAUCCCCUUUAUUUAUUCUUGCUUGCCACUGUUUAUGAAUGAAACAUACAUGUUGAAGGUUUGCGUUUCGGAAGUGUUAAAUGUUGUUUAUGAAGCUCAGUUUUCUCGA
Messenger RNA from Carica papaya (papaya), 1259 nucleotides. The record is from RefSeq and is a predicted model, not a curated record. Lineage: Eukaryota; Viridiplantae; Streptophyta; Magnoliopsida; Brassicales; Caricaceae.